Pelodiscus sinensis (Chinese soft-shelled turtle) is the source of this 753-nucleotide messenger RNA. NCBI's taxonomy places the organism in Eukaryota, Metazoa, Chordata, Testudines, Trionychidae. The record is from RefSeq and is a predicted model, not a curated record.
UGCCCUUCCCUGCCAUCCUGUGUCUCCCCAGGAUCCUGCAUCCCCUGCAACAGGCAGAGGCCUCCUGCUUUUCCUCCUGCAGUUGUUGUCAGUGCAUUGGAAGGAAAAGAUUGUAAAGAAUCUGUCAGGGCGAUUGCAGAGAGCACUGAUCUAUCAGAAGAGAAGCUCACUUCGCUCAUCUCUGGCAUGUAUACUCUUCUCAGAGAGGCCCUGCGGCUUCCUGUAUCAACUUUCAAGCAAGAAGUUUUUAAGGAAGAUCUGCAGAAUCUUAGGAUACCAGAAGAGUUCAUCAUGGACUUCGUCAGUGUAGUCUUUGGUAACAGGCGUCCUGUUGUUGAUGCCAGUUCUAUGAAACACGGAAACAGGUUGCCAAGUGUUAAUGACAUGAAAUGGAGAGUGGAUGUGGCUAUAUCCACAAGUUCAUUGGCCCGUGCAUUGCAACCAUCCAUUUUAAUGUUGCUGAAGCUUUCAGAUGGAACAGCUCAUCGCUUUGAAGUGCCAGUUGCAAAGUUUCAAGAAUUAAGGUACAACGUUGCCCUGAUAUUGAAAGAAAUGAAUGAUCUGGAGAAAAGAAGCAUUCUGAAAAUCCAAGACUGAAACUUCCAAACUGAAUUAAUGGAACUGGCUGGAAAAUCUGAAAGAGACUUGUAGAAGGCCAAAUAAAGAACCAGCACCGUUUUGCAUGCGUCAGUAUUGUAACAUCACAUUUCUAACAUCUGCUGUAAAUAUUUUUCAAUUAAAAUGUUAAAAGCC